GAACCCCCCAAAGAAGGCAGCCAGAUAUUGGCCGACGACAAGCCCCCAGUUCAAGCCAUGUCUAAUGUCGACCCAAAGGAAGGCGAGCUGAUGGUAGUCCUCCAUUCCCGUGCUCAAGGUGGCUCAUCGGGCCUCCAUUGUAGACUCGGGCCACGGCAAAUUCAGCUCGUUGCUAUCGGCGGCUCCAUCGGAACCGCGUUGUUUAUAGCUAUUGGAUCUGCCUUCUACAACGGCGGCCCCGCCAGCUUGUUGAUUGCAUUCAUUAUUGAGUGUACCAUGGUUGGAUUCCUCAAUAAUUACCUUGCAGAGAUGACGACCUACAUGCCUGUGAAUGGCGGUUUCAUCUCUCUCGCCGGAAAAUGGGCUGACGAUGCCUUUGGCUUCAUGGCCGGCUGGAAUUUCUUCAUUUAUAUGGCGUUGACGGUGCCUUUCGAGAUCUCCGCCGUGAAUCUCCUGUUAUCAUUUUGGAGAGAUGACAUCCCGGUGCUCGCAGUCUGUCUCGUCUGCAUUGCCGUGUACACGCUAAUCAAUCUCUUUACCGUCGGAACAUACGGCGAAGCUGAGUUCUGGCUGUCUGGGGGGAAAGUUCUCUUGAUCUUCAUCUUGUUUUUCUUCACCUUUAUUAAUAUGGUUGGCGGCAAUCCCCAGCACGACGCAUACGGCUUUCGAUACUGGAAAGAUCCCGGACCUUUCGCGAAUUUAUACGAUAAUGGCAGCCUCGGUCAGUUCGAAGGCUUUCUAGGCGCAUUGUGGGUCGCUAUAUUUACAUGCGUCGGGCCGGAAUACAUUUCAAUGGUGGCUGCUGAGGCAAAGCAUCCUCGUAUUUAUAUCAAGAGCGCGUUCAAGACGGUUUAUUGGCGAUUUGGCGUCUUCUUCAUUGGGGGUACCAUAUGCGUUGGAAUCAUUAUUGCCCAUACUGAUACUGGCUUAGUCGAGGCCAUCACAAGUGGAGAAUCGUCGGCUGCUGCCUCUCCUUACAUUCUAGCCAUGAAGAAUCUGGGGAUUAAAGGCCUCCCUGACCUUUGCAGCGCUCUCAUGCUCACGUCCGUCUUCUCGGCCGGCAACACCUACACCUAUGCUGCUACGAGAGCUUUGCAUGGUCUUGCAAUCAACGGCCGUGCACCCAAAUUCCUUGCCUACACGACAAAGAAGGGUAUUCCACUCUACUGUUUCGCAGUGGUUAUCGCCUUUUCGUUGCUAUCUUUGCUCCAAUUAUCAGGAGGAUCGUACCAAGUUCUAAACUGGCUUAUUUCCAUUACCACGGCAAACAUUCUGAUUGAUUAUAUUAUCAUCAUGGUCACAUACAUUUGCUUUUACCGAGCUUGCAAGGCUCAGGGGUUCGAUCGGUCAUCUCUUCCUUAUCUCGGUCAGCUGCAGCCGUAUAUUGCCUACGUCGUCUUUGCUUGGUUUGUUAUACUUGUCUUUUGCUUCGGUUACAAGAGUUUCACGCCAUGGGACGUGUCUAGCUUUUUCCUUUCCUACACAAUGCUGAUAUUAAACCCAUUGUGCUUUCUAUUCAAGAAGACAAGGUGGCUUUGUCCUAGCGAAGUCGAUCUCAAGUGGGAGGCAGACGCCAUUGCAGUAUACGAAGAAAUGGAAGAGGAGAUGCCUACCACAUUCUGGAGAGAAAUCCUUCGCUUGAUCGAUCCCCGUGGUCUUGUUCGUCGCGUCAAAGGGUUCAAACAUACGGCACAGCUUGCUCAAUCAGACUAA
Clonostachys rhizophaga is the source of this 1713-nucleotide messenger RNA. NCBI's taxonomy places the organism in Eukaryota, Fungi, Ascomycota, Sordariomycetes, Hypocreales, Bionectriaceae. The record is from the annotation of a GenBank genome assembly.